AUGUCGGAACUCUCAGAUCUAGUCGCCCACCUGGGCGACUCGCUUCACCAGCUCUUCAGUCUCGUCACCAUGGCAGGCGAGCGCUUUACCUCGAACCUGACGGCCUCCUUCUCGACCAUGACCAUCAAGCAUUGGAUACGGCUCGUCAUGAUUGUCGGCACCUACAUGCUGGUGCGGCCAUACAUUAUCAAGUUCAGCGCCAAGUACCAGCAGAAGCAAUUUGAGAAGGCGCACGAGGAGGAUGCGGCGGCGGCCAUCUCGCCCAACCAGCUGCGCGGCCAGGUCGACAUCCCUGAAGACAGCGACGACGACGAGGUGCCGGACCCCGAGGCCACCGCGGCUAGCACAUCGGCCGACUGGGGAAAGAAGGCCCGCAAGCGACAGAGAGUCAUGCUUAAGAAGCUCAUUGACGCCGAGGAGCAGAGGCUGCAGGAGCUCCAGGAGGAUGAAGAAGACAAGGACAUUGAGCAGUAUCUUACCUAG
This is a messenger RNA of Pestalotiopsis fici W106-1, 483 nucleotides long. RefSeq lists its product as uncharacterized. The transcript has a single exon. Bases 1 to 483 code for a protein of 160 amino acids. NCBI's taxonomy places the organism in Eukaryota, Fungi, Ascomycota, Sordariomycetes, Amphisphaeriales, Sporocadaceae. The record is from RefSeq and is a predicted model, not a curated record. Gene Ontology annotation, biological process: protein transport.